Episyrphus balteatus (marmalade hoverfly) is the source of this 4339-nucleotide messenger RNA. RefSeq lists its product as uncharacterized. NCBI's taxonomy places the organism in Eukaryota, Metazoa, Arthropoda, Insecta, Diptera, Syrphidae. The transcript has a single exon. The record is from RefSeq and is a predicted model, not a curated record. Bases 2649 to 4211 code for a protein of 520 amino acids.
AAAAAACGUCUAGAGUUAUCCUAGGUUAACUUUGGGCAAACGAACCAGGAAGGUUUGAAAAAAAAAAAAAAUUGAAUUUGGGGGUGCCAACUUCACAUAACCAGAAACCGGGCUCUGAGAAAUAAGGCCCCAGGAAAUAUGGAUCCAUACCAAACAAAAUGAAAAAAGGCCAAAUUUUUUUUUAUUCAUAUAAAUGAGUAAAAAGAAAUACCUAAAAAAAGAGGUUGUCUGUAAAGCCGGUUUACGGACGAUGAUUUUACGUGAUAACGUCGUCAGAAAACAGGUUGUGUGCUUUUGUUUAAAAUGAGUCAAUUGAAGCGUUUACUUAUUUUAAACAAUCAUAAUUUACAAGAAAAAGCUAAAAAAAAAUACCUUUUUUAUUUUCUCAUUGUAUUAAUUUUUUUAUUUUAAAAGCUUACAAAAAAAUUAUUCAAUAUAAAAGCCAAGUAUUUCUUCUUAAGAAUAAAACCAUUUUUAAAUCUUUACAAUGCGCAAAAAGUAUAAAAAUAAUUUAUUGAAAACAAUCAUUUUCAUCAAAAAAAGCAAAGAAAACCUAUAAUUUUAUCUUCGCACGUUAUUGAAUCAAUUUUUUUCAAUGACAACCUAUAAAAAAUUUUAUACCACCAAAGCUUAUUGUCUUAGCUCAAAAUAUAUAUAUCGAUCAGGUCUAUGAGACAUCUACAAAAAGAGCUAGAAUUUUUUGAACUCCAUGUAUUUUCAUCAAAAAAAGCAUAAAAAACAUUAAUUUUUAUGUUCUCAUGCUAUAGAAUCAAUUUUUUUCAAUGACAAACUAUGUCCAAUUUUAUAUCAUGUGAAAGCUUAUUACUUCACCUUUCACAUGAAGGUUCAAUCUUAUUUUUGUGAUGCCUACAAGAAAAGUUAGAAUUUUUUAAAUUCAACCAUAUCGAAUUUCCAGACUGAGAUUACGGUACUUCCUACACUGGUGACUGUUCAUGUGGCAACAGAUCUCCACUGGUGUUUUGAGGUUUUCCGCAAGUUUCUUGAUUUAACAUUGUGUAGCUUGUAGUUAGUCUACCGUUAUGUGUGAUAUACCAAAUGAAAGGUAAUUGUAUCAGGAUGCUUAUAAAAGUAAUAAAAUUUCUAUCUGCUCUUGGUCAAAAGUUAUAACCUGUUGAAUUCUAAAAUUUUAUUUUACCGUUAUCUCAAAAGUGUGUUUACGAAAAUGAUUGAAACUUCGCACACAUAUAGUCGUAGUCAUGGUCUAUCAUUACUCCAUAUACUUUACUCCUGUAUCUAUUAAAGAAAAAAAGAUAAAAAUAAAAAACGAUGAAAAUCGGUUAAAAACGGUUAAAAACUGUUAAAAAACGUGUUUUAUAAAAACUUGUUUCUUCCGUUAUUCAGUCAAAACUCACUAAACGAUUCCAAAUUUUUGCACAUGUAUGCAUUAGGCCAAAACCUACAUGUCAUAUAAGUUUGAGAUUUUUUGAACGCUCCAAAAAAAAAAAAGCUAAAAAUCAAAAAUUACCCAAAAAUACCCCUAAAAAACAAGGUGUUUUUCAAAAAUUCAUAUUUUGAAACGCAGAGCGUUGGAAAAAAAUCCGUAUCAGACGCCUAACUUUUUUUUCCCUUAUCUUUCACCUGGCAUCUUUAGAAUUGUCAAAAAAAAAUUUUCUUUACCCAAAAUCAUCAUUUUGUCAUAGCACCAACACGUGUACAACGUUCAAACAAAACGUUAUAGCUUAGUUUCAAAAUUUUUAAGAAUUUUUUCUUAAAUGCAGUUAUUCUUAUAUUAAUCUCAUCUAUCUAUAGCAAAAAAAUCAAUUCUCUACGACUUCGCGUUUAGAUUUUAGCCCAUAUUUCAUCUUUCCGUUUUACCCCUGUUUACCCUAUUAAAUGACAGAAUUUUUAAAAAUCCUUCAUUUGGAUUAAGCUUUUGGUUAUUAUCUUUCAAUUAAGCUAUAGAAGAUUUUUGUAUCUCUAAUAGUUUAUUUUUAAUUUUGAAUUGAAAUUUUUGAGCGCACUGCGAAAGUGCGAGAGUGUAACGUUAGAAAAUGGCGUCACUUUUUUGUGGUGGCUGCCAUGGUUCAUCGAUAUUUAAGACGUUAUCACGUCAAAAAAUUACUUUUAUGUGUCUUUAAGUCAUUUGAAUUUUUUGGUUUGGUAUUGUUCCGGGAACACUUUUUUGGUGAUAUUAUAUGAAAUAAAAUAUAAAUAAAAACUAACAAACAUAUUUUUCUAGUAGCAUAAUGCUCAUUAUAUAAGUCGGUUAAUGAGACAAUACCUUUCAUUUAAUGAUUAAAAAUGUUUAAAAAAAAAUGUCCUAGAAUUAAAAUUUUCCACCUCCUUGGUUUUGUCUCGUAUUUAAUUUUUUCUUAAAAAAAAAAAAAAAUCUUUUCUUACUGGGCUAUAUUAAUAAAUAUUUCUAGAAUGAUAUUUUUGUAAUUUAUUUUCAUAUUACGUGGCGCUGUACAGUGUAAUACAAAAACCUUUUACACAUCAAUUAUUUUGAUAGCAGUAAUAAUCUUUUCAAAAAGGAUUUCAAUAGGUACAAAAUUACACAAUUUGGUCGCAAAAUUACUGAUAAAGUAAAGGGUAUUUUUAUAAAAAUUAAAAACAAAAAGCAGUGUUAUUGUUUUAGUUCCAUUUCAAUUUUCAACUUGAUAACACCACUUAGAAACUACUAUACAAUGAUGUUAUUAAGUAUUUUCAUAGUUUGGUUACAAUUGUAUGGGGUUCUUGCUGGAUAUUUUGAAAUAACACAACUUAUUGAAAAAGUUCACAACCUAUCAGAUUCAGCUGCAGUUUAUUUUGUUGGAGUUGAAGAUGAAUUUUUGGCUGAUUUUAUGAAGACACAUUCUUCAAUACCUAUAUCAAUUUUCUCGUCAAUAUCAUCUGAUUUUAUAUACUUCACCAAUACAAUAUUGGUAUUUCAAGAUCCUGCAAACGUAAAUGUCAAAAAUACAUCUUUAUUAAUAACUAAACUUUUAGUCAGAAAAUUCGUCAUCGUGAUUGCCAGUAAUAUUAACACAUUAAAUCAAUACUUUUUCUACUUUAAAGAACACAAUUUUACAAGAAUUUUCGGAGUCAGCGGUGACAUCAGCUACGCAUUUCUUCCUUAUGCAAAAAUUCAAAUUCAACAGCUGAUAAGAACUGACCCAUUUCCAGAUGCUAUGAAAGAUUUAAAUGGAUUUGUAUUUCGAACUGCUAUUCAAAAGGAUGUUCCAAGAACAAUUCAGUAUCCCGAUAAAAAUGGUCAAAAUCGAAUUGGAGGAAGCUUAGCACCAGUAUUUGUAGAAUUUCUUAAAAGAUUCAAUGCAAAAUUUGAAGAAAUUCUAAUCAACAAUAGUUCAGAAUUGAAUAUGCCAGGAUUGUUUAAUGCAACCAUAAACCAUGAAAUUGACAUAAGUAUGAAUACGUAUUUGCCACAUGAAGGUCUUGAAUUGAGUUAUCCGAUAACAGUUUUAGACUACGUUAUAAUGGUUCCUCGAAAUGGCUAUUUGGAUCCAUAUGACUACUUUCAAAGACCAUUUUCGGUCACGGUUUGGUUGUGUAUUGGACUAACUCUCCUCUAUAUAACAAUUAUAAAAGUUAUCCUUGACAUCUGUCAAGGAAAUUCGGAUCAUUGGAGUUGUUUUAGUGAAACUUUUUUGAAUUUUCUAAAUUUGCCUACAGAAAGGCCCAUAACUUUUGCCUAUCGCUUACAUUUUCUUGUUUUGAUUUUUUCCUUCGUCAUUGGACAACUCUAUAAUAUUUAUUUCACAUCAUUCCUUACAGUUUACAUCCCAAUAAAGCAGUUUGAUACAGUUCAAGAUAUGGUAGAUAAAAAUCUUCAACUUUUAAUGGCAGACUAUGAAUUUGAUAGAAGACCUAACUUUUAUCCAGCUGGUUUGGCAAAUCUUAUAGUACCAAUUUCACAUACAGUACAAUUGCCUCAAAUGUACUCAAUGAGAAAUACAAGUUAUGCCUAUGCUUUAGGAGAAGAUAGAUGUCAAUUUCUUGUUCAGUGGCAAAUAACUUUAAUUGGAAGAAGUCUAUUUCGAAGAGCUCGACAAAGUAUCAAGUUUUAUUAUUUAGGAUUUUUGUUGGCUUUUCAUUCACCAUUUAAAGAAAUUUUAAAUAAUUUUAUAAUUGAAAUUCAACAAACUGGUUUGCUGAAAAAAUGGAACUCGGAAACAGUUUGUCAAGCUAAACAAAUGGGUUUUAGUUUGAAUGUGACUAGGAAUGACAAUGUGCAGGAUAUGAAUGUUUAAGAAAUGGAUCAACCCUUAAUGUUAAAACAUUUACAAUUUGCGUGGUGCUGCUUGGCAAUUGGUUUGACAAUUUCAGUAAUGGUAUUUGUUGGGGAAGUAGUUAUUUGUCUUAAAUGAUUUACAAUAAA